Molecule: messenger RNA, 4457 nt
Organism: Pristis pectinata (smalltooth sawfish)
Lineage: Eukaryota; Metazoa; Chordata; Chondrichthyes; Rhinopristiformes; Pristidae
Product: protein Niban 2-like
Exons: 14
Coding region: 16-2589 (857 amino acids)
Source: RefSeq, a predicted model, not a curated record
UGCGGCAGAGGGCGCAUGCGCGGCAGGGGUUCGCGCUCCACCCAGAGCGGGGAAUGUGAGGGCGCGCGGGCGGGGCGGUCGGGCUGCAGUCGGCGGUGGAGCAGCGAGCGGUCGGGCUGCAGUCGGCGAGACCACCUUACUGUGCGGGAGCGGAGUGUUGUUGCGGCUGUCCGCUCUUCGGCCAUGGGCGAUGUGAUAUCCACUCACCUGGACGAAAACCGGCGGCUUUUCAUCUCAGAAAGGACUGGGAAGAUUCUGGAUGAGUUUUUUCAGUUCUAUGAGGAACAGUAUCCAUUGGCUCUCUUCAAUAAGAUUCGAUAUGAGGUUGAAGAUAAUGGUGGACCCCAACCUCAGCUUCUUCAAAGAAAGACUCCAUUAAAGGAUAAAAUUAUCUUUUCUGGCAACCUCUACCAGUAUUUGGAAGUAAACAGGAAGUGGAAGAAUAGACAUUUUGUAAUACGUGAUGACUACAGUGUGGAGUACUAUGACGGCAAAGUGGCCUUUGACAGAGGAUCUAGUCCAAAGGGAGUUAUUAAUUCUGCAGGCUACAAGGUGCUGAAGUCAAUGGAUCAAUAUCUGGAGCUGGUUAACAACAGUAUGCCAGGAAUCAAAGGAAAGGCAAGCAGUUCUCCAUUUCUGAAGUGGCCAACAGAGUACUGCACCAUUUUAUGGCAUCCGUAUGGACAUCAUUACUACUUUUGUGUUGUAUCAGAGAAAGAGCAGCAGAAGUGGCAUGCUGUGUUUCAGGAUUGUGUGCGUCAUCUAAAUAAUGGAUUACCUGAAGAUUGUAAAGUGGAGACCCCAGCAUUCACUGAUGCAGUCCGCCUGUACCGUCAAUCAAAAGAUCAGUACGGCACCUGGGACAUGUUGUGCGGCAACCAAACACAGAUUGUAACGAACCUAGUGAUGGAGGAGCUUCUUCCCGAGCUGGGAGCAAUGAUCUAUCCAAAAUUGAAGGGCAAAUUGCAUGAACGUCAGAAGACCUGGAUCUUGAUUACAGAGGCUGUGCAGAAGAUGGUUCUGGAACAGACAAAAGCCCGAUAUGAAGCUGUUUUGCAGAAGUGCGAAUGUGCCCGUUCUGAAUUGGAAAGCAGGAUUCGUCCAGAUCUGGAUCAAAUUAUUAGUUCAAAGGAACAUGUGGCAAACAAGCUAAGAGUGUUUGUAAUGCCUAAAGCUGAAGCUUGUGUCCGGAACAAAGUGCAGCCUUGCAUCUCUUCCAUUCUUGAAGCUUUGAUGGGUCCAACAAGCAGAGGCUUCUCUGAAGUCAGAGACUUGUUUUUCAAAGAGAUUGUGGAAAUGAAUAAAAAUAUUCUGAAUGAAGGAGGGAAGCAAAAGCUUGGGGAGUACAUGGAGAAGCUAAGCUUGUUACCUUAUCACCCAGUGAAGAUGCAGAGCUGUUAUGAGCAGCUCGAACAGCUGCAGCCACAACUCAAGGAACUUCAACAACGUUUCGAUCUCUCCAGUCCAGCAGUCUUUGUCCAGCGCGGUCAGAUUCUUUUGAGAGAGAUUUUGGAUAAUGCAGUGUACACAUUUGAGCAACUUCUACACCAAAGUCUUGGUAACUCUUCUGAGAAGGAACAGAUGUGCCAGACAAUCCAACGCAUUCAAGAGAGAGUGUUGAAGAAAUAUGACUAUGACAGCAGCACCAUCAGAAAGAAGUUUUUCCGAGAAGCAUUGCUCCAGAUCACAAUUCCAUACCUGCUGAAGAACCUCUCUGCAUCUGUCAACACAGCUUUACCUAAAUUUCAAGAAUUUAUCUUUGAAGAUUUUUCCAAGUUUAUCCUGGUUGAUAGUAUUUUUGAGGAGGUGGUGCUCCAGUCUGUCUCCAAAGAUAUAAUGCUGGCUGUGAAGGAAGCAGCUGUGCAAAGAAAGCACAACCUCUUCAGAGAUAGCAUUGUAAUGUCCGGCAGUGACCCCAACCUGCUGCUUCUCGGAGAAGGCCAAAACAUCAACUGGAACAGUGAGAUGGCCAAUCAAGAAAGCAGUGAUCUGGAAAGUGCAUCUGAGAAAAGGAAAAGAAUGAAGCAAGUCGUAUCCAUGAUUCAGGAUGAUGACAUUUCACGUCCUGAUGAAGUUGACGUUAUAACUGAUGUCAAACAAGCAGCCGAGACAGAGCAAGUUGGAACCGGUGGCUCUUCAGAACUUUGCAGUCCAGUCAAAUCACCUGAUAGUGUCAAAGAGAUUCGCGACCUAAUAACCAUAGGUAAAAUUGAAACAACUGAAGCAAAUACAGGAGUAGAUAGUUCCCUGACCAAUGGAACUGUUUGCAAGGAUGAAAUAGUGCCUGAGAGAAAUCCUUCUGAAGAAAUUGAGAACAAGCUCCUCCAAAAACAACUCCAAGAAUCACUACAGUCCUCCCAUGACUGUGACCUCAGAUCUUCUGCUACUGAGCAGACGGAAGAUAGAAUCAGCUCAUCAGUAAUUGCCUUGCUUGAAGGAAAUGAUAAGUCAUACCAAGAGAAAGCAACUGUCUACCAACAAGAAGAAUCUAGUGACAAAGAAACGGGAGAGGAAGUUUCUUCGAAGAAUAUUGAUAUUGCAAGAGGUUCUCAUGAUAUACAUAAUCAAGCAGAAGAAUCACAAUCUUAAUUGAAAGAAAAUUAAUUUGACUGCAGUCAGUACCCUAAUGAAUACUCAAACUAUUAUAUGGCUUUUAGCCUCGAAUGCAUUUUUCCGAUAUAUCAGUAAUAACACAAGAACCUGAAUUUCAGUAGGAAUGUGAUCAGUCUUUGAUAGUAAGUUCGGGAAUGAGGGGGUAACUUUGAAUGUCAGUCGUCUGCAGUCUGUUUGAAGGCUCUACAACAUGUGUUACCACAAUAUCCUUCCCAUAAUCUUCCCUUUGUCAUCUUCUGGCACUUCAAACAUUUUCAACAGACCUAUUUAGCUCUGGGUUUAUCUUUUUAAAGCUCAUUUUUGUUUACAAUUGUAAUUUUUUCAUCUAUGUUCAUAGUUAGCUGUCAUGUUCUUACAGUCAGACUGUUCACAUAAGUCCUCAGUUGCCAGUGCAAAAUUGUCAUUCACUUCACCAUGGUAUUCAAAGAUGGAUUCUCUUGACUAAAUUGAGAAAGGUGCUUCAUAUUGGGGUCAAAAGAUCUAAUUGUCAGUUAAUGGCAAGAUAAUACAUUUCUCUACAAUGAAUGAAACAAAAAAAUUAGUGUUUUUUGUUGCCAACACUAUUGAGAAUAGUCAUAUUUUAUGAAAUUUCACACCAUUAUAUCCAAAAGAGGGAAUACUUGACAGAAGUAUAAUGAUCUGCUAGCUACUUCCAGAAGGUACUUGAAACCAAAACAUACCCUCUAGAAUGAGAUUUUGAAAACCAACUACAAUUAGUACCUAUGUGCAAUUAAUAAUAUUCCAUUGUUUCUGAAUCUUGUGUUAUACAAUCCUUCAAAAAUUGUUCAGUAAUUAUCUAUACAGAAAUAGCCAUUAGAUUCCAUCUUGCACAUGAUAGGAAGCCUUUCAAGUUCCAUCUAAAUUACCUCUAAUAUUACUCUGAAAAUGAAUGAAGUAGUGUGAGGCAAAUAAGCUUUUAAUGGAAUUGCAAAUAAUGACAGAAGACCGUAGCAAAGAUUGGACAGAAUCUCUGUCUGGUUAAAUCUUUCUGAAAUAGUCCUGGAAAGUUUAGAAACAUAUUAUAAAUUGUGCUGCCUGUGUGACUAUUCAUUUUUCAGGAGAGAUAACUGGGGUAGAUUUUCAUUUUCACCUAGAGCUGCAUAGCUGAAUAGUAACCAAUACAACAAGCCUGCUCUUUUAAUCAUGCAAAUCUAGCCAGUGAACUGUUAGUCAAUUAGUUUGUAUGUUGAUAUUGAGGAAAAAUGACAGAUAUUGCUGGAUAGGUGCUCAAAUUAUUGAACCUAAUGCAUUCUACCAAUUGCGUGCCUUGAUUUUUAGGCCAAAUAUUACAUGACCUACCUUCUGCCAAGCUUAUUAGAAAAUUACUUUUAUUUAAGAAAAAUUUAUUUCAUAUUAUUUAGCUUAAACGCUUAUUUAACUAUUAAAUAUUGGCGGUCUGCUUGGGAUUAAGUAGUUAAUGUUUCUUGGCAUGAACUUUUGGAUGAAGUUAAGUGGGCUUUUCCAUUGUACCAUAGUUUAUGUUUGACAGCUUUUGCUGACUGAAUAAGGAAAAUGAAUUUAAGUAGUUUAAUUUUAUUGAAGGGCAUGCAAGGUAUGCAGUGAUAUUUAAACAAUCCCACUUAGAGGCUGUUUUUUUUACUUAACACCUCAUUUUGCUCUUAUUAUUGAGGGGUUUCAACUUGAGGGGUUUAAAAAUACUACCGAUAAUCAUGAUACCUGUUUAUUCAUUCCCAUGGAUGCUCUGAAUAUUUUAAGUCGCUUUUUACAAAGUAUGCAUUUAAUAAAGUUUUCAUCGGGACCAAUCUGUUAUUGUGUGCAUAUAAUUAAAUUCCAUUUUGCCUGCCUGCAUUGCUCAGGCACAGAAUGGUGUUGAAGACUUCAUA